UUGGAGAAUACGGUUCGGAUGUUCCUUAACUAGAGACAAGAGCUUCUUCCCUCGGUAAAGCAAGCUUGAACUGUGCGGUGUGUCAUGGAGGUGGAAGGGGGGCCAAAAAGCCGCUCGUGUCAUACCACACACCGGAGGAUUUAGUGGCUGUUCCAGUGACAGGUGACAGUCUAAGGGUGUCAACUUCAGCUGGGAAAAACAACAGAGCGCACGGACGCAUCGGAGAAGGGGGCACAGCGGCGGUGAGCUCUCCGCAGCACCUUCUGUCGGCGGGGAGUUGUACGUCACGGAAUCCGUCUCUCGUUCUCAGGUGGCCCGAUCGGGAUUGUCUCAUCCUUGUGUUGCCAUGGCGAUGCGGGAGCUGGUGGAGGCCGAAUGCGGCGGGGCCAAUCCGCUGAUGAAGUUGACCGGUCACGUGACCAAGGACGGCGGCGCGUGGCGGCACCGCGCCACACCGACGAUUCCCCCGACUCCCAUCGAAAUCGCAACGGAAGAUGAGCUGGUCAACGAAUUCCUUCAGGCCCCCCCACGUCCCCCACACACCUUCGACAUGGGUCAGCUGCUGGAGGAGAUGCAGCAGAUCGACCAGCAGAGCUACAGACAGGCUCCGCAGAGAGCUCCAGAUGUGGCGGCGUUGGCUCUCUCGGGCGACUGGGCGGCGGAGUUUGUCUCGGGCUCGGAAUCCACAUCGACCUCGGGCCUCGUCGCACUUGGAGACGCUGCGGACGCCGACUGGACCAAAGAAUUCAUCGCUCAGGCUGCGGAUCCUGGACGCUGGGCAGAGGAGUAUCUGGAACAGUCGGAGGAGAAGCUGUGGCUGGGAGACUUUGGAGACAAGGAGAACGAGUGGACAAAGGAGUACCAACCGGCAGACGAGUUGAGACAGACGGCCAACGAGCUGGUCUCCAAGGUUCACGACCCCAAGCUACAAAACACGGAGUUCCUGCGGUUCGUUAGGCAAAUUGGAGAGGGCAGUGUGACAGUGGAGAGCAGGACAGACAAACGGCUGACAGAUAACGCUCAGGCCGAGGAGGCUCGCAACUGGGCUUCCAACCUCAAGCAGUUCCUGAUGGAAACUGGGGGAGGGAGUCUUCCCUUGGAAUCCACAGAGAGGAACGAGAAGAUUGACAAAGCUAACGCUAAGCAGGCACAGCACUGGGCCAAGGUCGUCAGGCAGGUGUCGCAGGAGUCCGCCGAAGCCUGGGUGGACGAGUUCACGGCGGCGGGACCGGAUUUCCACCAAGCCAAAGCCGCGGUGGAGAGUGAUGUGGAUUUCUGGGAGAAACUGCAACAGGAGUGGGAGGAGAUGGCCAAACGGGACGCGGAGAGUCACCCCUGGCUUUCGGACUUUGAUCAGCUACUCAGCUCGUCUUACGAUAAGGGGUACCAGUUUGAAGAGGACAACCCUUACCUGUCCCACCAGGACCCUCUGACGGAAGGCCUGAAGAGGAUGGAGGCGGGGGACAUCCCCGGGGCCGUUCGCUUCUUUGAGAGCGCCGUACAGAAAGAACCGGACAACCAACUGGCUUGGCAAUAUCUGGGAACAUGUCAAGCAGAGAACGAGCAAGAAUUUGCUGCCAUCAGCGCCCUCCGCAGAUGUGUGGAGCUGAAGAACGACAACCUGACCGCUCUGAUGGCGCUGGCCGUCAGCUUCACCAACGAGUCGCUACACCGGCAGGCCUGCGAGACUCUCCGCGACUGGCUCAAGCACAACCCCAAAUACGGCGGCGUGUGGGAGCAGCACGAGCGGGAGCGCCAGCAGGACGCCUCGCGACAAAGGGAAAAGGAGAAGGAGCGCUUUGGUUCGUUGCUGCCAGAGUCCUUAUUUACAGAUGUGCAGAGUUUGUUCCUGCGUGCGGCCAACGCGGACCCUGCGCAGGUGGACCCUCAGCUGCAGUGCGGCCUGGGCGUCCUCUUCAACCUCAGCGGCGAGUACGACAAAGCGGUGGACUGCUUCACUGCAGCGCUCUCUGUCACGCCACAGGACUACUUACUGUGGAACAAGCUCGGGGCCACGCUGGCCAACGGGAGCCGUUCAGAGGAGGCAGUGGCCGCCUACAGGAGAGCCCUGGAAUUGCAGCCAGGGUUCGUCCGCAGCCGCUACAACCUCGGAAUCAGUUGUGUCAACUUAGGAGCGCACAGGGAGGCGGUGGAGCACUUCCUGGAAGCCUUGUCCCUUCAGCGCCAGGCCGGCGGCGGCGCGGAGGCGCGAGCCACGCGGGGCCCCGCCAGCACCGCGGCCACCAUCAUGUCAGACAACAUCUGGUCCACGCUGCGCAUGGCUCUCAGCAUGAUGGGCGAGAGCUCGCUCUACUCGGCCGCCGACCGCCGCGACCUGGACGCGUUGCUAGCCCACUUCUGCCAGAGGGAGGUGGACGGCGGGCCACAAUGAUGGUCCGGCACGGGGGGGCUUAUUGCGUGUGAAUGCUCCCCGCGAGGAGGAACAUGUUUGGGACUGAAAGGGACAACAAGACGGAACUGAGGAGGAAGACACUCUGACUGGUCCUCCAAUCGUCAACCGGUGCCCUUGUGGUACAACUGCAGUUUUCGUCUCAGCCAACCGGAAUGCAUUUGGUUUAUUUUGCAAAUUCCACAGUCCUGCGGGUUCCUUUUAUAAUGCAUUGACAGUUUCGUAAUCACACCAUCGCUGUUUUUUGCCCCGCUUCAAAAAGAAGUUGUUUGUCUGGCUGUAAACUCCAGCAUGGUUAUUAUGUACAGUAGAUUGAUGGACAGCGUGGGUGCCAAUUUUUAAGUUGCACCACUUUUGUCACGAGAAAUCACGUUAAAUCAAUUAUUUGUUUUUUUUGUAUAGAUAUUUAAUUCCCUCCUCCCCAUAAUCAUCUACGAGCCAGGCCGCUGAAGUCAACACCUGUAAAACUUUACAUCACACAUCUUUUGCACUGCACCGAGUGAUUGAUUGUGUGCGAGAAGGAAUUUGCGCAGUGUGAAAGUACUUUUGUGUUCAUGUUGGUUUGCGUACUUGUGUGUGAAUGAGUUUGCAAGGGUGAGAGUUCGUUUUAAGGGUAAGCAUGUUUGUGUGAGAGGGAGGAUUUGUGUGUGCGUGUGUUGACCAGCUAGCGACAUAUUGAAUGAUAGGAUCAUAUUUGUGCAAUAUGAUUGCUUCCCCGUGGGCUCCUCCCUUCAUUCAAAUCUCGUCAAACACUUGCCACACUGUAAAUUGCGAGGACAGCAUAACGCGCAUUAUUGCAACGGAAUUGUUUUCAGGCAACUGGCUGCUUGGCUGCAGUGUUUCAUAUAAUCAUCAACAAUAAAGCUUUGAUUCAAA
Messenger RNA from Hippocampus zosterae (dwarf seahorse), 3286 nucleotides. It is a transcript of the gene pex5, whose product is annotated as peroxisomal biogenesis factor 5. The record is from RefSeq and is a predicted model, not a curated record. Gene Ontology annotation, molecular function: protein binding. The transcript is spliced from 17 exons. Lineage: Eukaryota; Metazoa; Chordata; Actinopteri; Syngnathiformes; Syngnathidae. The coding region runs from base 347 to 2392 and encodes 681 amino acids. Gene Ontology annotation, cellular component: peroxisomal membrane; cytosol. Gene Ontology annotation, biological process: protein import into peroxisome matrix, docking.